AUGUCCCCCUCGGAUCUCAAUCUUGUCAAGUACACCGCAACGGCAACGGCAACGGCAACGGCCCUGCCAGACCCCAACGAGGACAAUGGCCCGUCCGUCACCGCCUGCGCAAUCCUUUGCGCCGUCAUAUCAAGCAUCUUCGUCGCGCUGCGGUUCUACACUCGCGCAUCCCUCGUUCGACUCGUUGGGUGGGAGGACUGGUUGAUACUGCUCGCUCUGUUGUGCGGAAUCGGGACUUGCGCCUGCAUUGGUGUCGUCGUGAGUGCCGGCCUGGGCAAGCACACCAUCUACAUGGAGCACAACAUGCAGACUUACAUGAAGUGGACCUACUUCGCCACAACCUUCUACAACUUCAGCCUGGGCUUCACCAAGCUCUCCAUCCUAUGUCUUUACCUCCGCAUCCUCACGUUCGAGUACGCCCAGCGAAUGACCAAGAUCCUCUUUGGUAUCGUUCUCGUCAGCCAGCUCUUCAUUAUCUGCGCCUACUUCACCAGCCGCAUACCUCUGGACAGCUUCUGGGACCUGUCCAAGCCAGUUGUGUACACCCACCCGGGCUCCGUCUACUUAGCCGCCUCGGGCCUACACAUGUCGACCGACAUCCUCAUCUUCCUGCUGCCCGUCCCCGUCGUCGUGUCGAUGACGAUCCCGCGGCGGCAGAGGAUUGCUCUCUGUGGGGUCUUCAUGCUGGGCUUAUUCGUCGUCCUCAUCUCCGCAUACCGACUCUACAAAAUCCUCCAAAGCGUCAGCUUCCCCGACCCAGACAUGAGCUUCAACGCCGCCUCCAUCGCCAACCUGACCUGCAUCGAGCCGUGCGCCGCCGUCGCCUGCGCCUGCCUCACCACCCUCCGCCCCCUCGCCGCCAAGCUCUGGUCCCGCAUCUUCGGCCCCUCCGACCCGGCAAACGACGACCCCACCGGAGCCGCUGCCGCUGGCCCCGGCUCGUACCAGCGCCCGCCCACCAUUGGCUCCGAGCCGUCACACGUCGCCUGGCGGAAUCGGGAUCGAGAUCGCAGCCGCAACUGGCGGGCGGACAGCUUCGCCUCCGAGCGCGUACCGAAUUGCGACUGCAAGGAAGCGGCCGCGGGGUCGUCGACGGCCCCGAGCACGUGUUGCUGCUCCAGCUUCACGGACCGGAGCAGCCGGUCCAUGGCCCUGUUGGAUGGGGAAGACGGCGAGGGCGAUCACCCCGCCUGCCGAGGACGGGGAUCUCCCUUCGAGGUCGCUGAGAUAUCUGGCAGGGCCCCCUGGGCCAUCGCGCCGUUCGACGAGUACCACCUGAUACAGGAGGAGCUGGCUGGUGUCGGCAGGACGUACUCUCGCCCGAGGGCGGCGGGUCACGGGGGUGGAGCGCAAGAGACGCCGGCCCCGGUGUGA
This is a messenger RNA of Phialemonium atrogriseum, 1374 nucleotides long. RefSeq lists its product as uncharacterized. The record is from RefSeq and is a predicted model, not a curated record. The coding region runs from base 1 to 1374 and encodes 457 amino acids. NCBI's taxonomy places the organism in Eukaryota, Fungi, Ascomycota, Sordariomycetes, Cephalothecales, Cephalothecaceae. The transcript has 5 exons.